AUGGAACGGUUACCACUCUGGGGACAUGCCCCCAGUGUUCGAGCUAAAGGAAGGCUGGUUAGUAAUGAAGACCCUCCAAAGCAGCAGCUACUCGAGGUUGACAUUACGGCAUGGCAAUACUAUGUGGUACUAGAAGGGUUCUUUAUGGUUGAGAACGUGAGGAAAGCUAUAAGGAUCGAUGAGCAUGUACCCGACAGCCUUACCACUUCAAUGGUGGACGAUGUGUUCUAUGUUUUGCAGAGUUGCCUGAGGAGAUCUAUUUCAACGUCAAACAUCAGUUCUGUGGUUGCUGUGUUGAGCAAUGCCGGUAGCUUGUUGGGAAAUGAUUACCAUGAAGCUUUACAACAGAAAAUUAGAGAGCCUAACCUUGGUGCUAGGUUGUUCUUGGGUGGUAUCGGUGUGGAAAACACCGGGACUGAGAUUGCAACUGCUUUGAACAAUAUGGACGUGAGCUUCGAAUACAUUCUCAAACUAAAACAUGAAAUUGAGGAGCAAUGUACUGAGGUGUUUCCUGCACCAACAGAUCGAGAGAGGAUUAAAUCAUGUCUAUCUGAGUUAGGCGAGUUAAGCAACUCGUUCAAGCAAUUACUCAACUCAGGCAUGGAACAGCUCGUAGCAACCGUAACACCAAGAAUCCGUCCGGUUCUAGACACCGUAGCUACCAUAAGCUACGAGUUAACAGAAACUGAGUACGCAGAGAACGAGGUGAAUGACCCGUGGGUGCAAAGACUUCUCCACUCGGUCGAAACAAACGCCGCUUGGCUCCAACCACUGAUGACAUCCAACAACUACGACUCGUUUCUGCAUCUCAUAAUCGAUUUCAUAGUCAAGAGACUCGAAGUCAUAAUGAUGCAAAAACGGUUUAGCCAACUUGGCGGGCUUCAGCUUGACAGAGACACAAGGGCUUUGGUUAGUCAUUUCUCGGGCAUGACUCAGAGAACAGUGAGAGAUAAGUUUGCUCGAUUAACUCAGAUGGCGACGAUACUGAACUUGGAAAAGGUAUCAGAGAUUUUGGACUUUUGGGGAGAGAACUCAGGACCCAUGACUUGGAGACUCACACCAGCUGAGGUUAGACGGGUUUUGGGUCUCCGGGUCGAGUUUAAACCCGAAUCAAUUGCUGCUCUCAAGUUGUGA
This is a messenger RNA of Camelina sativa (false flax), 1134 nucleotides long. The record is from RefSeq and is a predicted model, not a curated record. Lineage: Eukaryota; Viridiplantae; Streptophyta; Magnoliopsida; Brassicales; Brassicaceae.